Molecule: messenger RNA, 3673 nt
Organism: Ochlerotatus camptorhynchus
Lineage: Eukaryota; Metazoa; Arthropoda; Insecta; Diptera; Culicidae
Gene: rb
Product: adaptor related protein complex 3 subunit ruby
Exons: 4
Coding region: 124-3411 (1095 amino acids)
Biological process (GO): vesicle-mediated transport; intracellular protein transport
Cellular component (GO): AP-3 adaptor complex; membrane coat
Source: RefSeq, a predicted model, not a curated record
AGCGGAUUACUGUUUGCGUAUUUUCUAUAUCAAAUUAUAAGAUAUUUGCAAUUUAUUUCGAGCCUUAACGUAAAUUAACCGUUAAACCUUCAGUGCACUGUUAUAAUUCUGAUCGUUUGCAAAAUGCUAUCGUCAGGAUCGGCGGCUAUUGGAGUCAGCGCUCUUACCGCUGCGAAUUACGGCAAUGACCGCAGUGACGUGGUCGAGUAUGCUAACGAAGGAGGAUUUUUUCAUGCCGAUUAUAAAAAGCACGAUGAUUUGAAGCAAAUGCUGGACAGCAACAAGGAUAGCCUGAAGCUAGAGGCAAUGAAGAGGAUUAUCGGCAUGAUUGCAAAAGGACGGGAUGCAUCGGAUUUGUUCCCAGCUGUGGUGAAAAAUGUGGUCUCGAAGAAUAUCGAAGUAAAAAAGCUGGUUUAUGUCUAUCUAGUUCGUUAUGCGGAAGAACAACAGGACCUGGCGUUACUUUCAAUAUCGACCUUCCAGCGUGCUUUGAAAGAUCCGAACCAAUUGAUUCGGGCUAGUGCCCUUAGGGUUCUGUCGAGUAUUAGAGUGUCGAUGAUUGUUCCGAUUGUGAUGCUAGCAAUUCGUGAUUCGGCAUCGGAUAUGAGUCCCUAUGUGCGCAAAACUGCAGCUCAUGCAAUUCCGAAGCUGUACCACCUGGAUCCAGAGCAAAAGGAUGAACUAAUUACUGUAAUUGAGAAGCUGUUGGCUGAUAGGACUACCCUUGUGGUAGGUUCUGCGGUGAUGGCGUUUGAGGAGGUUUGUCCCGAGCGGACGGAUCUUAUUCACAAAAAUUACCGGAAAUUGUGUAACCUACUGGUUGACGUUGACGAAUGGGGUCAAGUUCUAAUCAUCAAUAUGCUAACCCGAUAUGCCAGAACACAGUUUGUGGAUCCGAAUGUUGAUGAUUUUAACAAUGAAGAUGACGAGGAGAAUAAACCCUUCUACGACGAAUCAUCAUCAGAAUCGGAACAAACGAAAAAUGUGCUGAAAUCUCCGAGGAAAACCUACUCUUUGGACAUUGACCAUCGGCUAAUACUGCGCCAGGCCAAACCAUUGCUGCAAAGCCGAAAUGCUUCCGUCGUGAUGGCCGUAGUGCAGCUUUACCACCACAUUGCUCCUAAAAGCGAAGUCACAAUUGUAGCUAAAGCAAUAAUUCGGCUACUGCGAAGUCACAAGGAAGUCCAAAGCGUCGUGCUUACAUGCAUUGCAUCGAUGUCGGUGGAGAGGAAGUCCAUUUUCGAACAGUAUUUGAAAUCUUUCUUCGUGAGAUCUAGCGAUCAAACACACAUCAAACUAUUGAAGCUAGAUAUUCUGACAAAUCUAGCAACGGAGACAAGUAUUUCAGUGAUCCUUCGGGAGUUCCAGACCUACAUAAGUAGUAACGAUAAGGAUUUUGUUGCCUCGACCAUUCAAGCCAUUGGACGAUGCGCUGCUUCAAUUAAAGAAGUAACGGACACGUGUCUGAACGGAUUGGUUCAUUUGUUGUCAAACAAAGAUGAAUAUGUCGUUGCCGAGAGUGUUGUUGUCAUCAAAAAGCUGCUGCAGACUCAAAAAGAAGAACAUUUCGAUAUUAUCACGCAAAUGGCCAAGCUGUUGGACUUCAUACAGGUUCCAGCAGCACGUGCCUCGAUUCUAUGGCUGAUUGGCGAAUACAACGAAAAAGUGCCGAAAAUUGCGCCAGAUGUUUUACGCAAACUGGCCAAGUCGUUCAUCGAAGAAGAGGAUGUUGUCAAGCUGCAAAUUUUGAAUCUCGCCGUGAAAUUGUAUCUGACUAAUCCGCAGCAAACGGAACUACUCUGUCAGUAUGUGUUCAAUUUGGCUCGAUACGAUCAAAAUUACGACAUAAGAGAUCGAGCAAGAUUCUUGAAGCAGUUUAUAUUUCCAGCUGGAGGAAAGCAGACUACACUGUCACAGAAUGCAAAGAACAUAUUUCUAGCCGAGAAACCAGCUCCAACACUGGAAAGCAAAUAUCAUGGCAGAAAGCGCUUCCAGUUGGGUUCUCUUUCACACUAUUUGAACAUGAGAGCGAAUGGUUAUCAAGACUUACCUCCAUUCCCGGAGGUUGCUCCAGAUAGUUCGGUCCGCCAUGUCGAGAUGCCUCCGGAUUAUGGCCAACCAACGCACGCGGCUGAUGAGGCAGGCAAUGAUGAUGAAGCUCAUAUAGGAAAAACAAGAGAUAAGAAAAAUGCAAAAACGAAAUCCUUUUACUCGGAAUCGGACAAGAGCUCUUCCGCAGAUGAAAGCAGCUCUGAAUCGAGUUCCAGCUCAAGCGGUUCAAUAGAAUCUGGUUCGGGCUCCGGAGCGGCUUCAGAUUCGGAUGACGACAACGGUAACGAGAUAUCAAAAACAUUAUACAACGAAGUAGAUGGUGCCACCAAAUCAAAAGAAGAUUUCGAAUCGCUUUCCUCAGGAUCAGAGGAGGAAAGUGGGGACAGCAGUAGUAGCAGUGGCAGCUACGAUAGCUCAUCCAGUGACGAAGAUAGUGGAUCAAGCUCUGAAUCCAAACCAGUGAAACCGAACAAAGCAGUUGCAAAAGCAAACACUACGAACAAACCAUCGCAGAAGAGUAAUCUAGAUUUACUGCUAGAUUUGGAUGAUAUUCCACCGGUUGGACCGAUAAUGACACCCUCUCUUGGCGGUUUUUUAACUCCAAUGACUGGAUUAAACUCCGACAAUCCGGCAUUGGCUAAUGUAGUUGAUUUAGUUGGUCCCAGUUUCAUUCCUAACAAGUUCCAAGAAUUGUUGAACAAAGUUAAUGGAUUCGGACUUGGAAUUACGUAUCGCUUCACGCGAGCUCCGCAUCUUUAUUCCGCUAAAAUGAUAUCAAUUGAACUAACGUUCACCAACCACGGAAAUAUGGAGCUAACUGACGUCCAGAUUGGCCAGAGAGGUCUUCAAGCAGAAAUGUCCCUAAAUGAAACUCCUAUGAUCGAGAUUCUCAAUCCGAAGCAAUCGUGGACAGGUAUUCUUGGUCUGGAUUUUAAUGAUUCUACUCACCCAGCAAAUUUUGAAAUCAAGUCCAACAGUCGUGUAAGUAAUGUUACACUGAAAGCCCCAGUUGGGGAACUCAUUCGAUCGGUCACAUUACCGGAAUCACUUUUCCUUACGGAACGUGCUAAACUCAGAGGUAUGACAGAACAUUCCUCCAGUUUUCCAUUAAAUGCUGCUCUAUCGGUGCAGAACAAGUCCUUGCAUCAGAAGAUUUUCGAGGUGGCCAACGUGGCCAAUAUUUCUAGUUCGGAGGAGGAUAAAGUUUUCUUUGCUGCGCAGACGAUGAGCUCGAAGAGUUUGGUUCUAAUAGUGCUGCAAACGAAAGAUGGUUCUGAAUGCUCACUGACUGUCAAUUGCGACAAAAUGGUAGUUGGCUCAAUGUUGCUAAAUGAGAUUAAAGCUGCAAUCAAAAACUAAACUUAUUCUACGUAUUAUAUGUUAUUUUAUAAUCAACGUUGUUUUAUUUUUUGCUCUCGAGUAAUUCAUUCGAGUGUAGCUUCACGGCAUUCAAUUCAAUUUGUAUGCGAUUUACAUUCUUUCCAUGAUGUAGAAUAAGUGCGAAUUUUUUGAUUCACUCAGAUCACAAUGAUAAGAAAUGUGGACAAAAAAAAUAGCGCACUUUGAAAGAAAAUUUAAUGAACAUACCUACUAGCACUGUACUAAUGAAAUAAAUGUUGUU